Messenger RNA from Mercurialis annua (annual mercury), 1254 nucleotides. Its product is annotated as CBS domain-containing protein CBSX1, chloroplastic. The record is from RefSeq and is a predicted model, not a curated record. The coding region runs from base 116 to 841 and encodes 241 amino acids. The transcript is spliced from 8 exons. NCBI's taxonomy places the organism in Eukaryota, Viridiplantae, Streptophyta, Magnoliopsida, Malpighiales, Euphorbiaceae.
AGCCAACACGGUCUUAAUCGCAGAGGUCGGUUUUCCUUUGUUCUUUAUAUCUUCGUUUUCAUUUCCAUUCCCUACUCUGAUUUUCAUCUUCCAAUUUUCUUAUAAUUCAAUUUCAAUGGAGUCUUGUUCCGUUUCCCAUCACCAAAUUCUCAACCUCCCGCUCACGCGCCUCCGCUCCUCCGCUUCGCUUACCGUCGUUUCCUCCGCUAUCCAGCUGCCGUGCCUUUUUUUCUCCCGCCCCAAUCACACGCAAUUUUCACUCAUUUCAUGGCCUCGCCGCUCAUCCUCUGCUGUCUCCGCCGCUACUGGCUCCACCUUGAUGGCCAAUUCAGUACCGCCAGUAAGUGGAGUGUACACAGUUGGUGAUUUUAUGACAAGGAAAGACGACCUACGUGUGGUAAAACCAUAUACAACGGUUAACGAAGCUUUGGAAACUCUCGUGGAGCACAGAAUUACUGGCUUUCCUGUGGUUGAUGAUGAUUGGAAACUGGUCGGUCUUGUAUCAGAUUAUGACUUGCUGGCAUUGGACUCAAUAUCUGGUGGUGGAAUAACCGAUAACAGCAUGUUUCCUGAGGUCGACAGAACUUGGAAAACUUUUAAUGAGGUGCAAAAGUUACUCAGUAAAACCAAUGGGAAGCUUGUUGGUGACUUGAUGACCCCGGCUCCAGUUGUUGUUCGUGAAACGACUAACCUUGAAGAUGCUGCAAGAUUAUUGCUCGAGACAAAAUAUCGUAGACUUCCAGUUGUAGACUCUGAGGGCAAGCUGGUCGGAAUUAUCACAAGAGGAAAUGUCGUAAGAGCUGCACUUCAAAUAAAACGUGAUCACGAAGGGAUUGAGUAGUCUCAAGAUACUCGUCCUAGGAAUUGAAGCAGUCAGAUGUGAGAAACCGAAUCAAUCCGUUUCCAUCGGAUCGAUUAGUUCAGCGAUCGGAUGAACUCGGAUGUGUAAAAUUUUGGGUUAUUAUGUAUUACACCUCACUUUUGAUGUUCUCAGUACAGUAGUAGUGGGAAGAGAUGAUUAGGAUUAAAGUAAUUUCAUAGGGACCAGUACUUCCUGUUGAUCCCUCCAUUCUCAGUACCACUACCAACUACUUGUUCUUCCCAUUUAAUUAUCCCUUAAAAGGGCAGAGACAAUAAUUGGGAAAAGGAAAAGCUGAUAUAUAUAUAUAGUUGGAUGGAAAUGCCUGUAACGUUAUUUAGUGAGCAUUUAUGACUCUUGCACUGUUGCAGAAUGGAGACUCCAAGUGUUUUAUA